AUGGCGAUAGUAGAGGAUAACACAGCUGAUGACGCCCAGCUGGAAGACAAAUCGAUCUCCAGGGAGGAGCUGACCAGGAAUAUCGAGCAAUUGACGAAGCGGUUGAUAGUCCCAGCUGAAUUAGUCCCGGGGUUUAUGGCGAGUCGAGAUGAGGAUGGUCUGUCACGAUAUCGAAGCGAAGCUCUGAAUAUCCUAUACGAAGUGAAGAAGAAAGUGGAACAUCCAUACUGGGAAGAAAUAGAACCUGAAAUUCAAUUACGAUUGAUGAAAAACGUCCUUCGUCUCAAUGGAGCCAAAGACCCAUGGUCUUCUGUGGAGAUACGAUCCAUAAUACAAAAUAUUAUACCCCAUUUAUCGACAUUCAUUCCACUCCUCAUCCUCCCAACUCUCAAACCAUAUUUCGCCUCUCACCCUUCCCUCUCUUCCUCUUCCAGAGCCCUUACUCGUCCAGUAGGGGGUACAGACUCCUCCAUCGACCUACACGACGUACAACCAUUCAAAGACCCAUCAUCAUGGGGAAUAACCAACCUCCUCUCGUACUCUGUCCAGAACCUAUCCCCUGUCGAUGUCGAGAAGAAUAUAGGGUUGAUACUUCCUCCAACUUUGGUAUUGAUGGAUGACUGGGAACCAUCAUACCGUCUUAGAGGAGCGGAAAUACUUGACACAUGGGUAGAUAAGUUAGAUGAAGGACUGAUGAAAAGAAUGGGUAUAGAUAAAUUAUUGAUCGAUUCGUUGAUUCAUACGAUAUCGUUAUCUAGUAAUCCACCGUUAAAAGGUUUAUUACAAAUUACUUUGAAAGUAAUUCAGAAAUGUACGGAAACCCAAUCUCAGAAAAGGACGGAAUAUUAUAGUGACAUUGUAGAAAAGGGCAUAAUCCAAGGAUGGACCUACGCACCAUCCGGUAUAGAAGGUAGAGAAGUGUUGAUGAAUAUUAAUGAGAUGUUAGAGGGUAUGAUGGAAGUGAUGGGAACAGGUAUAGUAAGAUGGUUAAAGGAUAUAAUACCAAAUCUACUUCAACCUUUACAAUUCCCACCUACAGCUUUGGUCUUACCUCACUAUCAAUCGAAUCUACGCUGUCUUUUAGGAGUCAUGAAGACAUUACGAAAGACAGGUAGAAUAGGAAGAUGGAGAGGUCAGAUAUUGAAUAUACUCUGCAGAUUGUGGGUGCAAUUGAAAGAGAGGCGAGGGCUGGGAGAUGAAGAUGACGAGAAUGGAGACAAAGAUGAUAUCGAGAAUGAUGUCCGGAUAUUGAUCGAGAGAAUUUUCAAGGAAUUAUCUGAACAAGUCCCUUCAGUCAUAGAUGAUGAAUAUCAAAGGUUAUUUGAUCUCUCUCCAGGGAUGUUUGGUGAUCUCAUUUCAUCAGUAAACGCCGAGGAAAUAUCGAGCUAA
This is a messenger RNA of Kwoniella mangroviensis CBS 8507, 1389 nucleotides long. RefSeq lists its product as uncharacterized. Gene Ontology annotation, cellular component: cytosol; TTT Hsp90 cochaperone complex; nucleus. NCBI's taxonomy places the organism in Eukaryota, Fungi, Basidiomycota, Tremellomycetes, Tremellales, Cryptococcaceae. The transcript has 5 exons. The coding region runs from base 1 to 1389 and encodes 462 amino acids. The record is from RefSeq and is a predicted model, not a curated record.